AUUCAAAACACAACUGAAAACACAAAACAAAAACUUUUUUCCGGACUUUUAAUUAGCUUUUAAUUAAAAAAACUUUUAAUUUAAUUACAAAUACGUAUGGAUUCGGACACUGAGGACGAGGAGGACACGUGGGAGGAGGCCAGGGAUGUGGUCGAUGAGCCCCCGGUGGACAGGGAGGCGGAUGAGCCCCCAGAGGACGACGAUAUGACGGACAUCGAGGAGGUGGACGACCCGGAUGUUGACAAUAAGCAGCAAAUACUGGACGACUGUCUGGAGGCGUUCGCCGGCGAAGACUAUAUUAUGGAACCGGGAAUCGUCUCGUCGUUGGGCCGGUAUUUCCAAGCGGGUGGUAACCCGGAACAGGUGGUGGAGUUGUUGUCCACCAACUAUCACGCGAUCGCACAGACGGCUAACCUAUUGGCCGAGUGGCUCAUAAUGACAGAUCUGAAGAUAUCGGAAGUCCAGUCCCUCGUUGAGGACCACUUAAAACAGUUGAUUAUCAAACACUUUGACCCCAAGAAAGCCGACUCCAUAUUCUCGGACGAGACUACCGGCACACCCGCGUGGCUGACGGAGAUGAUAGAGCACCAGACGUGGCGCUCAUUGAUCUAUAAGUUGGCCGAAGACUAUCCCGACUGUCUUAUGCUUACGUUCACCGUUAAGACACCCGCGUGGCUGACGGAGAUGAUAGAGCACCAGACGUGGCGCUCAUUGAUCUAUAAGUUGGCCGAAGACUAUCCCGACUGUCUUAUGCUUACGUUCACCGUUAAGCUCAUAUCGGACGCCGGUUUUCAGGGCGAGAUCACCAGUAUAUCGACGGCGAGUCAACAGCUGGAAGUGUUCUCACGUAUACUCAAGACAUCGAUCAAUAACUUCUUGGAGAGGGGAGAGGAGACACUGGACACCAGUACCAGUGAAUUCACGAAAAUGGUAUGCCAUGGCGAGCACACGUUCCUCUACAGCCAGGCCAUGAUGAACGUGUUGGCCCAGGAGUCGAAGGGCGGCGCCGGCAUUAAACGCCUGUCCCAAGAGAUCUCGAAUUUCGCACAAAAACUCGGACACGACGCCACGCCUAUCCUACUGGCCCUCAACGGCGCCUCCGCCCACCCUCGGGUCAGUCAGGCCCUGAGCGCCAUGUUAGCCAAAAACGCCUUAAAUCCGGCCGACAUUACAGUCCUGUACAAAGCAUAUCAGGCACCGGACGCCCCGCCCGUCGAACUACUACGAGUGCCCCAAUUCCUGGACCUCCUACUGGACUCCCUGUUCAAACCCCUGUGCAAACUGCACCCGGAGCACAAGCCUAAGUACAUCUACCUGUUGGCCUACGGGGCGGCUGUACACGAGUCGCAUACCGGUGCGAAAAAGUCGACGCGAAAGCACGUGAAUAAGGACGAGCUGAAGGGUACGGUACAGGCGAUCGAAAAGGUCAGCGCUAUCUGUACAGAGAAAAAGGGUUCGUCCGAAUUGCUACCGGAGCUGUCGGCGCUGUUUCAGUGCAUUCGGUACCCGGUGUGCGCGCUGGGUAUGUGCCACUGGGUCCGGACUGUGGUGUCGGAGCGCACGUACUUCCAGUUGAGUACAGAGCACACGCCCCUCCAUUUGGCGCUCUUGGAUGAGGUGACCACAUGCCACACCACACUUCACCCGAAAGUACUGGACCUAUACGUGACGAUAUUCGAGUCGACUCAAGAGGAACUGGAGGUAUUGGCGCAGUUGGAGGUGAAAAAGAUGCUGUUGGACCGUAUGGUGCACCUGCUGUCCAGGGGGUGUGUCGUACCGGUGAUCGCGUACAUCAAGCAGUGCAUCGAUAGGGGAGAGACAGACAUGUCGUUGAUUCGCUACUUUGUUUGCGAGGUGUUGGACGUAAUCACCCCUCCCUUCACCGGGGAGUUCGUGCAGCUGUUCUACCCGGUGGUCAACAAUAAGGACGUCACCGGUAGCCUGAGGUCCGACAGCGAGCAACAGUUGGUGCACGAGUUUUUAGGU
Messenger RNA from Oppiella nova, 1986 nucleotides. Lineage: Eukaryota; Metazoa; Arthropoda; Arachnida; Sarcoptiformes; Oppiidae. The record is from the annotation of a GenBank genome assembly.